Tarenaya hassleriana is the source of this 7572-nucleotide messenger RNA. RefSeq lists its product as uncharacterized. Lineage: Eukaryota; Viridiplantae; Streptophyta; Magnoliopsida; Brassicales; Cleomaceae. The coding region runs from base 256 to 7212 and encodes 2318 amino acids. The transcript has 10 exons. The record is from RefSeq and is a predicted model, not a curated record.
GGCUUUCUGCCUGACGAUCCGUACCCUCGUGCCUCGUCGUCUCCCCGCGCGCACGUUAGCAAACGUCGUAUUUAUCAUACGCUCGCCACCGGAGGAGGGAGAUUGUACGAUUCAAUCAAAUCGAUCAUUCGCGACUGUAGGAGAUCUGUGCUGGCAAAGAGGAAAGGAUCUGCGGACGAAUUUGUGGAGAGUAAAUCAGAUCUAGGUUUAAGAUUUGAUGCGUUGGCGGGGAUCGGGGACCGCCGGAAUCAGGAUAUGGCUAAUCAUGGAGCAGGAACAAAGUAUGUGUCUGUGAAUCUGAACAAGUCAUAUGGGCAACAGCCUCAUCAUCACUAUAAUCACUCCGGAGGUAGCGGGACAAUCCGUGGGCGAGCCGGCGGCUAUGGCAGCGGCGGGGGAGGCGGAAACAUGGUUGUCCUCUCACGGCCAAGAAGCGCGCAGAAGGCUGGGCCGAAGCUUUCAGUUCCACCCCCUUUGAAUCUCCCCUCACUCAGGAAGGAGCAUGAACGUAUUGAUUCCCUGGGUUCAAGUGUUCAUUCUGCUGGAGGCAUUCCGGGUGGUGGAUCAAGGCCUGCUUCUUCCGGUAUGGGGUGGAGUAAGCCUGCUGCUACACCUGCUUCCCAAGAGAAAGAACGUCUUGAUGGCGAUGUUGUUAGCGGUGCUGUUGAAUUGGUCGGGAAGGGGGCUAAUGGCCUGUAUAUGCCACCUGUUGCCCGGGCUGGUGCGGCUGAACCUUUGGAAAGUGCGUUUCCACCUAUGGAGAAAACUGCAACUUUGAGGGGUGAAGAUUUCCCGUCUCUGAAAGCAACACUGCCUGCAGCUUCUGCUCCUGGGCAAAAACAGAAAGAGAGUUUGAAUCAGAAGCAGAAGCAAGCCACAGCUGAAGAGCUGUCCAAAGAGCUGAGAGGUGUCUCUGUUAUGAACAGUUCACUUGUGGACAUGAGACCUCAAUUGCAGUCUGCUUAUAACCGAGUUGGUCUUGAGUCUAGCGAGAGUUCCAGUUUCCUAGAUGAGUCACAACCACCUCAGCAGCUGAGGAAGAAGGAAUAUUUUCCAGGGCCUCUUCCUCUUGUUCGUUUGAACCCACGAUCUGAAUGGGCAGAUGAUGAGCGUGAUACUAGCCAUGGCUUUCGAGAUUGGGACAGGGAUCAUGGUUAUUCCAAAAAUGAGACAUUGUGGGAUAGGGAUUUUGAUGUGCCAAGGCCGAGUGCCUUACCACACAAACCUGCUACUCAUAAUCAGUUUGACAGGCUGGGACAGCGCGAGAAUGACACUGGAAAAUCCUCUUUGGCUCAGGUAAUGCCGGCAAGCGGAGCAAGGGAGGCGAACACAUGGAGAACUUCUUCACAGCUUCAAAAUGAAGCUGGAAUUGAUAGAAAUAUUGGUGGUGGUGCAAUGCCCUCAAGUAGGGGUAGAGAAGUUAUUAAGGAAAAUAAGUACAUCUCAUCAGCUUUAAGGGACAAUGUUUGGAAAAAUACUGGAACGAGAGAGACUUCGUACCAGCAUGGUGGAAGACAACCAUGGAACAACGGCAUGGAUUCCUCCAGCCACAGGGGAACUUUUAUCAAGGAUGGUUACAGGGUUGAACAUCAGAAUAGGGAUAAGCGUCUCUUCUUCAAGAAUGACAAUCCUCAACAGGAAGAUCCUUUCAUUAAAGACUUUGGAGACACUGGUUUUGAUGUCCGUGAUCCGUUCCCAGUUCUUGGUAUGGCCAAGAAGAAGAAAGAGGCACUUAAGCAGACUGAUUUUCAUGAUCCUGUUAGGGAGUCAUUUGAAGCUGAACUUGAGCGAGUUCAAAAGAUGCAGGAAGAGGAACGUCGGAGGAUCAUUGAGGAACAGGAAAGAGCCAUGGAACUAGCUCGCAGAGAUGAAGAAGAGAGAUUGCGGUUGUCUCGCGAACAAGAGGAACAACAGAGAAAACUGGAAGAAGAGACCAGAGAAGCUGCUUGGAGAACCGAGCAGGAGAGACUUGAGGCUGCAAGGAAGGUGGAAGAGUUGAGAAAAACAAAAGAAGAGGAAAAGCGGAGAAUCUUUAUGGAGGAAGAAAGGAGAAAGCAGGCUGCUAAGCAAAAGCUUUUAGAGUUGGAAGAAAGAAUUGCUAAGAGGCAGGCUGAAGCUGCAAAGGGUUGCAUCAGCUCUUCAUCUGCGUCAGGGGAUAAAAGCUUGGAAAUUGUUAAAGAAAAAGAGCUUCCAAGGGCAGUGGACGUGGUUGAUUGGGAAGAUGGGGAAAGGAUGGUCGAGAGAAUUACCACAUCAUCAACUUUGGAUCUUCCUGUGUCAACUAGAUCAUUUGAGAGCCAUUCUGUGUCUCAUUUCUCUAGAGAUGGUUCUUCUGUGUUUCCUGCUAGACAAAAGCCCAGUUCUUGGAGAAAGGAAAGUAUUGAGAUUGGAAGCAACACGAAAUUUAUUUCACAAGAUAUGGAGAUUGUUCCUCGGAGCCCACAGAGAGAUGCUGGUGGUGUUUUCCCCAAGAAAGAGUUCUUUGGUACGGCUGGAUACAUGACUGGCAGGCCUUAUUUUAAACCAGGAUAUCCGGAACCUUCAAUUGAUCAGAGCUGGAGAAUCCCUGGAGAUGAAAGUCUCUAUGCCAGAAAUGGAGGAAUGGAAUCUGAAUUCCGCGACGGGUUUGGCGAACAUUAUGGCGAUCCUGGGUGGGGACAAGGUCAGGGCCACUCACGUCAUAAUCCGUAUUCUCCUUACCCUGAAAAGUUGUAUCAGAAUCCUGAGGGGGAUAAUUAUUAUCCUUUUGGCAGACAAAGGUUUUCAGUAAAACAGCCGCGUGUACUUCCACCUCCCAUGGAUUCUAUGCAGAAACUGUCCUUUAGAAGUGAGGUUGAUCGUCCAGGCCCUUCAAAUUCUGUCGAAAACGGUGGUAUGACGUAUAACAAUGCCAGUGGAACCGAACCAACUGCUCAAACAAGUUGCAAUGGGGAACUUCAAGACAAGCAUGAGCAGUCUGGAAGUAAUAGGAAUGAACAUCAUCGGUUUGAUAGCAAGAUUGCUGGAAGAUGUGAAUCUCAGUCUUCGCUUUCUGUUUCAAGCCCACCGGAUUCCCCUGUUCACCUCUCUCAUGAUGACCUGGAUGAAUCAGGUGAUUCAUCUGUGUUAGCUGGUUCCAGAAAGGAUAAAUACGCUGCUUUAUUAGAGAAGGGAGGAGAGCCUAUUAUGUCUGCUGAUGCUGAGAAUGAUAGUUUGAUAAUCGCUACGGGCUCUGUGUCAUGUGGUGAUGAUGAAGAGUGGACUAUUGACAACAAUGAACAUUUGCAAGAACAAGAAGAAUAUGAUGAGGAUGAAGAUGCAUACCAAGAGGAAGAUGAAAUGCAUGGGGGUGAUGAGAUGAACAUAAAUCUGGUCCAAGAGUUUGAUAAAAUGCACCUCCAGGAGAAAGACUCUAACUUAGUCUUAGGGUUCAAUGAAGGAGUGGAAGUUGAGAUACCCAAUGAUGACUUCGAAAAAUGCCAACACAACAAAGAAGCUGCGUUUACACUUCCUCAGCAUACUGUUGAUUCAGUAGAUGGAGAAAGACCUAAUGAGACAAGCAGUAGUGGACAAGACACCCAAACUCUUGAAACCCCUGGCCAAGUAAACUUUGAUAAUUCAUCUGGGAGUUUCUUGGAAAUCGAGAGAGUGAUGCCGAACUUGGCUGUUCAGCCCAACAGUGGCCUCCAAUCUCUGCAGCUUUCUGAAUCAGUUGAUAAAGUGGAGUCUUUGAGUAACUCUGUCAUUUCUGCUCAACCUGGUUUACCCUCUCUUAACGUGGAUCUGCAUUCAUCAACUGUUCAGACUGCUUUGCCUCUGGCAUGUUCUGCUCCAGCUCAGACAGUGGAGCCUGUUAAGCUUCCGUUCGGUUUGUUUUCUGGUCCUUCACUGAUACCUUCUCCUGUUCCAGCCAUACAGAUUGGCUCCAUACAAAUGCCUCUUCCCCUUCAGUUUGGCACCUCACUUACCCAUAUGCAACAGUCUCAUCCUCCUAUCUUCCAGUUUGGUCAAGUGCGAUAUACAUCCCCGAUAUCCCAAGGGUUUCUGCCGCUGCCACAUCAUUCGAUUGUCCACCCUAGUGCUUCAUCAUCUUUUGCUCUGAAUCAAAAUUCUGGGGCGGCUAUGACUGUUCAGCUUGAUCAAAGUAAUUCAUCUAAUACUCUUGUUAGAAAUGCGGCCAUACCUCUCUCUGACCCUCAGCCGAAUGUUACAAUGAGACAAAUGAAUAUUUCUGCUGGGAAUACACUGAAAAGUGCUAAUGUAUUUCCAGAAAGAGCCAGUAAUGAGACUGUGAUGUCAUCUCAGAAGCAAGGUGAGCUGUCUGGCAAGUCUGGAUCACCUUCUCGAGUAUCGGGUUAUGGAAAAUCAAAUUCAGGUGUCAGACAAUCAGAAUGUCAAGCCCAAACUGGCACGAAUGCACAUAUAUCGGUUUCAAAAGAUAAAGACACAAGUCAGUUGAGAGCCCACAGGCAAGCAUAUGGUGCCGGAGGGAAAAGAGAUGCUUUUGCAGUUAAAAAUUACGGGUUUCGUUCAUCAGGCAUUCCUGAGGUUUCUCGGGCAGAUUCUGGUGGAUACAGAAGAUAUCGGCGUCAGCGAGUAGAAUUUAGAGUUCGUGAAUCAAACCGGCCGUCUUUGGAGGAGAAUGUACAUGCCAAUGGAAGGGCUCCACAAAACUCCACGAGAAAUGGAGCUAGAAAGUUUGUUGUGUCCAACAAAUCCCCAAAACAGACACUUGAUCCAGAUGGCUUAGGUUCUGGUUCAACUGCACCGCUGAAAUCUGAUGCUGGAAGCGGAUCGGAGAAUGGAAGUGGAAAAGAUGCCUUCAUCAGGAAUCAGCAGAUACCAAAUCCUGGACAGACGAACCUUAAAAGGAACCUUUUAUCUGAAGAGGACAUCGAUGCACCUUUGCAGAGCGGAAUUGUGCGUGUUUUUGAGCAACCUGGGAUUGAAGCUCCUAGUGAUGAUGAUGAUUUUAUUGAGGUAAGAUCAAAAAGGCAAAUGCUUAAUGAUCGUCGUGAACAGAGAGAAAAAGAAAGCAAGGCGAAGUCUCAGGCAACCAAGGCAUCACGAAAAUUGCACUCUGCUAUGCAAAAUACUGCAGCAGCUGACAGGUUCAGAAAAAUCCCGUCUGUCAGUGGAACUGCAAACCCUAAGCAGUCUAAUCCUGUGACCAACAAACAGCCCCUAGCUCCAAUUGGCACUCCUGCCCUUAGAACUGAUGCCCAUGCUGAUGCCAAAUCCGGGACCAGCAAGUCCAGUCAGGCGAGUGCUGCCCUUCCAGUUUUAUCCAGGGGUGAACAGAAUCCAGUCACAAGUUUUAUAUUUAAUAACAAAAAUAAGGUUCUGGAUAAUAUUCAAACAUCGGUGGGACCAUGGGGUAACCCGCGAAGUGAUCAGGUGGUCAUGGCCCUAACCCAGAGUCAGCUUGACGAGGCCAUGAAACCCAUAUCGUUUGAUUCGUGUGUUUCUGCCGAAGAUUGUGCCAACUCAAUUAGUGAGCCAAGUCCGUCAUCAACAUCAGUCUUGCUGAAGAACAAUGCUUUUCCAACUGGCACAAACCCAAUAAAUUCAUUGCUCGCUGGAGAGAAGAUUCAAUUUGGUGCAGUUACAUCUUCGUCUGUUCUCCCUCCUUCUGGUCGUACUGAGAAUGAUUGCUCCUUAUUUUUGGAGAAGGAUAAGCACCUAAAUCCAUCGUCUGGUCACAUGGAAGUUUGUGAAGCGGAAGCGGAAGCGGCUGCUUCAGCAAUAGCUGUUGCGGCCAUAACUAGUGAAGAAGUUGUUGGGAAUACAAUGGGUCCUGGUUCUGUCUCAGAUGUUGAGACCAAAAUUUUUGGUGGGGCCGAGUUAGAUGGUGCAGCGGGAAAUGGAGAGCCGCCUAGUCAAUUGAAGGCCGAAGAGUCUCUAAGUGUCUCUCUUCCUGCAGAUCUUUCUGUGGACACUCCUUCAAUCUCCCUGUGGCCACCAUUAUUACCUAGUCCACACAACUCCUCAAAUCAAAUGAUUGGUCAUUUUCCUCCUGGCCCUCCUCAUUACCCUUUCUAUGAUAUGAAUCCCAUGUUACGGGGCCCUAUCUUUGCUUUUGGUCCACACGAUGAGUCAGGAUCGAGCCAAUCACAGUCCCAGAUAGGUACGGGAGCAGUUUCAGGUCCACCUGUGAUGUGGCAGCAGGGUCAUUCCAGUGUAGAUUCGUUCUAUGCUCCUCCUGCUGGGUUUACUGGUCCUUUCCUCACCCCACCUGGUGGGAUUCAUGGCGUUCAGACCCCUCCGCACAUGUUCGUCUAUAACCAGUUCGCCCCAGUUGGUCAGUUUGGACAAGUUGGCUUGAGUUUCAUGGGUACAACUUACAUCCCAUCUGGAAAGCAACCAGAUUGGAAGCACAACCCGGUAUCUUCUGCUCCGGUUGCGGGAGAAAGUGAUGCAAAAAAUUCAAAUGUGGCCUCCAUGCAGCGUAAUCCUACAGUUGUACCGGCAUCUGUUCAGCAUCUCUCUCCUGGCUCAUCUCUGCUCCGUAUGCCAUCUCCUCUCGCCAUGUUUGAUGUCUCCCCUUUCCAGUCUUCUCAGGAGUUACCCAUUCAAGCUCAGUGGCCUCACAUGCCCGGCCCGGCUCUCCAACAAACACCCCCGUCAAUGUCACUCCAGCAACAGCAGCAAGCAGAAGGCCCAAAUAUUCCUUCUCAGUAUAACAACUUGGUGAUUCCAAAUCAACCGGUGGCUCCGAACCGAUACCACAACUCCCAGACCUCUGCCAUCUCAGAUUCCACAGUCUCUCAGUUACCAGAUGAACUGGGUUUUGCGGAAACAGCAAACUCUUACCGUUCCAGUGGUCCACCACCACUGCCGAAGGGGACCGAGGCCAACAAACCCAGCAGCAGCAACCCAAGUGGUGGUUCUGGCUUCAGGCCACCGUCACGGUCCUCUCAGCAGAAGAACUCGUCUUCUCAGCAUUUCGGUGGCUCAUCCUCUGGUUACAACAACCACCAGCGUGGUGGUUCUCAGAGGGGUAAUAACGACAAUGGCUCGGGGAAAGAAUGGCCUCACCACCACCAUCACCAUCACCACCACCACCGGAGAUCAGGCUUCCAUGGUAGAAACCAAUCCGUGGAUGGAGAGAAAGGUUUCUCCAAUGCGAAGGUGAAGCAGAUAUACGUGGCUAAACAGACCGUUAGCAGCUCUGUCUCGGUCUCCAACACUACAGCUGCAACCACUGCUACAACUGCCACAGCCUCAUCCUGAACUGAUGACAAAAAUACUGUUCAUCAUCAUCAUCCAGAUCUUUGAAAAGAAAAAGCCCCAGGUGUGUUAUGAUUAUCUUUUUUUUUACAGUAUCCACUCCAAUAAACAGGGACUUUGCUGCGGGAGAUGUGGAUUCAGGACUUUUAAUAUAAUUUUUUGGCCCAGGGUGUUGUAGCCAUAAGUUAUUAGCUUUCCCUUAUUCGAAUUUUUUGCUCGUAGGUUAUGGGAUUUUAUAUUUUGUUAGAUUGUCUUGGUGAUCAAGAAGAUCACUCAUCUUUAUUUUGGGUUUUUUUCCUUCUGGAUUGGUUGUAUUGAUGAGAUUUGUGAUGAUUUGUCAUCUUGGUCUAUGUUCCAAUGCUA